Molecule: messenger RNA, 4505 nt
Organism: Hipposideros armiger (great roundleaf bat)
Lineage: Eukaryota; Metazoa; Chordata; Mammalia; Chiroptera; Hipposideridae
Gene: SLC39A14
Product: solute carrier family 39 member 14
Exons: 9
Coding region: 169-1638 (489 amino acids)
Biological process (GO): intracellular monoatomic cation homeostasis; zinc ion import across plasma membrane
Cellular component (GO): plasma membrane
Molecular function (GO): monoatomic cation:bicarbonate symporter activity; zinc ion transmembrane transporter activity
Source: RefSeq, a predicted model, not a curated record
CAGGCAGGGGGGCGAGGGCACGCGGGCUGACUGCGCGGACGCCGGGACAGAGCUGCUGCCGCCGCUGCCCCCACCGCAACCGCUCCCGCUACCGGCCGCCCAAGGGCCUGGCUUGUGAGAUUGCGCGGGCCUGGUGGUGUCCGCCACAGCUUCAGGCUCUUUGUCACCAUGAAGCUGCUGCACCCAGCCUUCUCUCGCUGCUUACUGCUGACCCUGCUCAGCGUCUGGACAGCUGCUCCAGAGGCUCACGCUGUGUCUGCGGGGAUGCCAGCCAUCAGCGCAGCGUCUUUCCUGCAGGACCUUAUGGAUCGCUAUGGGGAGGGUGACAGCCUCACCCUGCAGCAGCUAAAGGCCCUGCUCAACCACCUGGACGUGGGAGUAGGCCGGAACAAUGUCACCCAGCCCCUGCAGGGACAGAGGAACCUCUCGACGUGCUUCAGCUCCGGAGCCCUCUUUGCUGUUCACAACUUCACUAACCAGUCACGGAUAGAGAAGAGUGACUUCAAGGAGUUCUGCCCCACCAUCCUCCAGCAGCUGGAUUCCCGGGCCUGCUCCUCCGAGAACCAGGAGAACGAGGAGAAUGAGCAGACCGAAGAGGGGAGGCCGAGUUCAAUGGAAGUGUGGGGCUUUGGUUUCCUCAGUGUGUCAGUGAUUAACCUGGCCUCUCUCCUGGGAGCCCUCGUCCUGCCGUGCACGGAGAAAGCGUUUUUCAGCCGUGUGCUCACUUACUUCAUCGCCCUGUCCAUUGGAACGCUGCUCUCUAACGCGCUGUUCCAGCUCAUCCCAGAGGCGUUUGGUUUCAACCCUCUGGAGGAUUAUUACGUCUCUAAAUCUGCCGUGGUGUUUGGGGGCUUCUAUCUGUUCUUUUUCACAGAGAAGAUCUUGAAGAUGCUCCUUAAACAGAAAAACGAGCAUCAUGGACAUAGCCAUUAUACUUCUGAGACGCUUCCUUCCAAGAAGGACCAGGAGGAGGGGGUGACCGAGAAGCUGCAGAAUGGGGACCUGGACCACAUGAUUCCUCAGCACUGUAGCGGCGAGCUUGAUGGCAAGGACCCCGUGAUGGACGAGAAGGUCAUUGUGGGCUCACUGUCUGUCCAGGACCUGCAGGCUUCCCAGAGCGCCUGUUACUGGCUGAAAGGCGUCCGCUACUCUGAUAUCGGCACCCUGGCCUGGAUGAUCACCCUGAGUGACGGCCUCCACAAUUUCAUUGACGGCCUGGCCAUUGGCGCCUCCUUCACUGUGUCCGUUUUCCAAGGCAUCAGUACAUCAGUGGCCAUCCUCUGUGAGGAGUUCCCACAUGAGCUAGGAGACUUUGUCAUCCUGCUCAAUGCUGGCAUGAGCCUCCAACAAGCACUCUUCUUCAACUUCCUUUCCGCCUGCUGCUGUUACUUGGGGCUGGCCUUUGGCAUCCUGGCAGGCAGCCACUUCUCUGCCAACUGGAUCUUUGCACUGGCUGGAGGAAUGUUCUUGUAUAUUUCUCUGGCUGAUAUGUUCCCUGAGAUGAAUGAAGUCUGCCAGGAGGAUGAAAGAAAGGGCAGCACCUUGGUCCCUUUUAUCAUCCAGAACCUGGGCCUCUUGACGGGUUUCACCAUCAUGCUGCUCCUCACCAUGUAUUCAGGACAGAUUCAGCUCGGGUAGGGCCCCGCAGGAGCCUGUGGGAGUGGAAGCCGGGCCCUCAGCUGCCUGUUCCCUGGCCCUGGGACUCGGCAUCCAAGAAGCACCUCCGGCGAGGCAGUUAUAUUAAAAACUGACACGGACUAUAUUCCUGCACUAAAUGUCAGCUGUUUUUGAAAAUGCUCUAUCCUAGUAAUAAGCUGCCCUGGUGAACAGUCUCCAGGUAGCACCUCUCUCCCUUGCCUCUCUCUUCUUCUCAGAGUGACUCUGGAACCUGAAUGCAGCUUAGAAGACAAGCCUAACUUUUUUCUCAGCUUACCCCGGCCUCUGUCUCUUUGAACCAGUGCUGAGAGAUGUUGGAUCUCUUGCCGCAAUGCAGAAUUAGAGGCAGCAGUCAAAACCUGGUGACAAAGGUUAGGAGGUGAAUCUACAUGCAGUUGGGGGCCCACGAAUCUAAAUGUGUGUCCUGGACUCCAAAGAGAACUGAAAGUUGGAACAGAUGAGUAGGGCAAAGAGUGAGAGGGGAAGUGGAACCGAUGGUGUGUGUCCUGCCCUGACGGUUACUUGUGCCCACUGGCAUGCUGAAUGUUGAUUUUGUGGCUGCACCUGGUGUUUCCUGGCUGUCCAGGAGAGCUUAGCAUGUAGGUUCGGUUGCCUGAGCCUCCCCUUCCUUUCUUAAUUAACACUAACAAGAAUGGAGGGCCGAGAAGGAAGUCCUGCAAAACAUCGACUGGUUUUGCUGUGGUUUCCACCUCCCCGUCCCCACUCCCAUCAUCUGGGACUUUUUAGCUGCCUCCCUAGAAGCACAUUGACGAUGCUGAUACUAGAGGGGAGACUGCACAAAUUUACCUCCCCGGGCCAGCACGUCUGCUGCAAAGUGGCAAGUUGAUUCGCGGAAUUGGAGUGCAACUUGUGCUCUUUUCGACAAGGGUAAUCAGGAAAGGAAUCAGUACAGGCAACCUUUAGGAUUUGCUAAUUGCAUAAGCAAAAAGUGUGAAUAAUAGAACUCUUGAAAUGUAAGAUCCGGAGCAUAGGUUGGGCUCUGCAGAUGUUUGCGGAACAGAGGACCUACUGAUGAUGCUGCAAAUGGGUUAUUAAACAGCACUGUCUAGGUUACCCCCUUCUUCCCCCACCCCAAACAAGAAAGGGCAAGUCCUAUAUUGAAUUGAAUAUGAACUCCAACUCUUCAGAAAAUGGAUUGAUAGACUUGUCUGGGAGACUAGGCCAGCCUCAGGCACUGUGGAGCCCUCUUCCUCAGAACUCGGGCUUCAAGGGGAGCUAAUCUCCAGGUUCACUAGGUGAAUUGAUUUAUUAUUAUCAUAUUGAUAAUGUGAGAUUCUUUAGCCACUUUGGGGAGCCAGUCUCUCCAGAAGCCUUUCUUAGCGGUGCCCCACAGUUGCAGCCCAGGGGCUGUGUUCGCUGACUGAUUUGUGUGCAUGACUGACAGUGCUGGUUCCUUGCCAACACCUGUGAGUGUUUCUCGUCUUACCCAGAAAGACUUUCCACUAAACAGUAAUUAAAAGCAGCCUCUAUUUUGGUUUUUUUCUUUCUUCUUAGGGAAACAUCCCUCAAAACAGAAAUAUUCUUGAAAAGAACGUAAGCAGGAAAAACUGCUGGUGAUGCUUUAUACGUUUUUCUCCUUCUCUUGCCUGUUGACUUUGGUAGAUUUGAGAAUGGGCUGAAGAGGAAGGAAAACAGUUAUCAAGAUUCUAGAUUAAAUAUCAGGACUGACUCCUGAUAGGAUGAUUAUGGUCCAGUUUUACCAAAGAACCAAUUCCUUGAAUGUUGGCAUCUAACUUGUUAUUAUAUUAUUAUUAUUGUUACUGUUUUAAAACGAGUCUUUGUCUUCUCUGUUCUACUUUUCUCAAAUAGCUUUCAGGAGCUAGCAGAAAAUAACAGUCAAACUUGAAGACUUUAGAAGACUUUGCUUUCCUUAAUUCACACUGAUGUAUUAAAUUUAUAGUUUUAGCAUUCCCUAUAGAUCUCUCAUUCCUUACAAAUACCAUUAUCCUUGAGGUACAAUACUAAGUUAGAGUUAGUGGGUUUCUAGUUUUAGAAGAGCUCAAAAAUGUAAUCUUUAACGAAUUAAAAAAUAAAAUGAUGGCGUGGUAGGGUGCUUCUCCUCUCUGCACAUCUGUAUUAAGAACCUCCCUCUCAUAGCCAGCUGCCUCAAAGGGAAAUUCUCUUUGAACUCUUAAUUAGUUUAGGGGCCAGUCUUGGCCCAAGCAUAGGAUGGGGAAAACAUUCAAAUCAUGCAACUGAUUUGAGGUUGUCAUUGGCAAUAGACUUGCCUUGUGACUUGAAAAUGUGGCGAUUUAUUGUGGACUUUUAAGUGUUGAAUUUGCUGUUUUAAGCAUCUGUACAUAUUAGAAGUCUGAGGAGUGGCGCCUUUUGAGGAUUUGUUCACCCCUGACAUUCGCGUCUUCACCCUGUCUUUCCCCGGAUGGACCAGCUCCUAUUAACAAUAGCAGGGACAGCCUAUGUCGUGCUGGAGCAGUGACCCAGGAGCAGGGUUUCUGCCGGUCACCCUCGCCCUGGCUGACAGGUUGCCUUCCACCCUUGCCCCCAAAGAUCUUCUGUGUCUAGUAUCAACCUGGAACUUUCCUACAUUGGUCCUUCACCCUGGGUUUAAGAAAAGAAGGCUUCUCUGUUUGGGUAUCCUAAGACUUGUUUUUAGUAAGUCCUCUUCCAAAGAGAUGGUAGUACGCCGGAAAUCUGCUGAAAAAUGAAAAGUCAGAUUUUUGCAAGAGGUUAGGUUUUUAUUGUUCAUAUUUCCUUUUACAGUUCUGCAGUUCCACCACAGUAUUUUUUUAAAUAACUCAGGAGUUAUGAGGAUAAAUUAGAAAAGAAAAUAACUUAAGUUAUAUGGACUUUAAAUGUUUUAUUUGUAA